UUUUAUUGCGUUUAGUACGGACUUGAAUUCGCUGCCAAUCUCACGCCAUUUUAUUUUAUAUUAUAAAUUUUAUUAUAAUUGAAAAAGUGUAAAUAUAGUGAUUCUGUUAAAGUUCUGGUGCUUUGAAAUUUAGUUGAGAGUAUUUUGUGAUAUUUUUUUGGAAAUUUCAAAACACCAAGAGUGUAAUAUAGGAGUCGAACCGAUGGAGCGUUGGACCGUGGGCCAUUGUGAGCAAGUAUAAAUGGAGGUAGUGUGCCAGCUGGGCGUGCGAGACAUGGGAUAUUUCACGUCCUAAGUGCGCACUCGCCACUCCCUGGGUAUUAUUGCAGACCAAAUUCAAAAUGACGGACACCAAGAAGAGCUCAAUCGCCGGACAAGGCCAAACCCUGGAAGACAUGAAGCAGAAUAUGGAGCAGAAAGAAAACGAGCUGAAAGUAGAUGUACAAAAGGAUGCGAAAGACGUGAAGAAGCUAAGAGCUUGUGCGAAAGCCGUCGGCAUCGCGUUCAGCGUGAUCACUGUAGUCACUGCACUCCUAGCGAUAUCCCUAAUCGCCGUAUCGACGAUGUCGGCCGUGGCAGCAAGCGCCAUGGACGCCCAGGACGACUCGGGGCGUCUGGUGGCGCUAGUGGUAUUGGCGGUCACGGCUGCGGUCACCAUCGCGAUAGUCGUUUAUGCGCAAAUUGCUACGUGUACGAAGAAGAUUAGGCCGAUAUUUGUGGCGACGAUAGUGCUGUCAAUCCUCAUUGUAAUCCAGGGCAUCAUCGCCGGCGCAUCCGUGCGGGUGUCGCCGAAAGACGCAGACCAUAUACAGCAGUCGCUGAAAGAUUCCUUCGACUUGGCAGCCAAGCAGCACAGUCCAAGGCAUGUCAAGAUGUGGGCUACGACACAGUCUACUUUCCACUGCUGCGGAUUCCAAUCCCCCUACGACUACACCCACAACGGGCUACAAACGCCCGAUGUGCCAAUUUCAUGCUGCCCAACCUAUGACUCGGAGCGCUCAGACCUGCUUCAAGAGAAGGAGCGGUUCAUGUGCAAGGACAGAAGAGAGUUCUUUGACACAGGAUGCAGCGGCGAUGUUCUGAUGUUCAUAUCAGAGACCGCUCAGUGGGUGUUCCAUGUUUCUACUGCCCUGUUGGUUUUUGAGUUGCUUUCGGUUGCGUUUGGAUGUAUUCUUGUCAAGAGGCGAAAAGAAUUAGCUAAAGCGAACGAGAAGGAAAAUCCCGACGACAAGGAAGCUAAAUGAUGAUCAUCUCACAACAAAACACCUUACAUAAUGUGCCAAACCCGCUAAAUAGCAUAAAAAACUGGCCAAGAUCUCGGAUUACUUGAAAUUACUAACUUAAUUUAUUUUUUAUUGCAAAUGUCAUUGUAGAAAUUUUCUUAUUUUACGAGUUAAAAAGUAAACUACAGUGCGACUUUAUACAAGAAUUUCAUUUAUUUCUUAAAAUAAAUUUUUGAGAUUAG
Molecule: messenger RNA, 1465 nt
Organism: Cydia pomonella (codling moth)
Lineage: Eukaryota; Metazoa; Arthropoda; Insecta; Lepidoptera; Tortricidae
Product: 23 kDa integral membrane protein-like
Exons: 9
Coding region: 342-1244 (300 amino acids)
Cellular component (GO): membrane
Source: RefSeq, a predicted model, not a curated record